GAUAUCCUUUUUUUUGUUCUGCUCCAGGCAAAAGAAAACACUUAUACUUGCAUAUAGUCAAGAACUUCAACCGAUAUUUUCGCAGCUUUUCGUUUUUUGGUUCGUAGGCAAAUCUAAGUUCUCUGCAAUAACCUAGAAUUUUCUGUUUUUUCUCCCUUUUCCUUUGCACCAACAGCACAAAGAAGUAUUCACACCUACUUACUCGGUUGUUUACACUUCCUGUUGCAUGCUCCCUGCUUUUAGAGUUGAAAGAAUUUUAGAGCAAAAGAAGGAUCAUCACUUCUUCUAUUCUAGAUUAUUUGUAAUACCAAGUCCGCACCCUUGCUUAUCUAAUCAUCUAAGACCUUACUCCCCUCUUCAUCCGUAAUCGCGUUGUUUUCAAUUAUAAGCACCUUCUAUAUUAUAAGUUUUAAGAAUAGGUUAGUUAGUUACUCGUUCACUGUAUUUUCAAUUAAUCAUCUCGAUCUCUCUCGAACUCGAUAAUUCUAAUAUUGGUAGGCAUCGAAGUUAUCUCCAGCUGGAAAAUUUGAAGAAGUUCUAUCUGAGUAGAUACCAGCUACAGCUUCCACUAUUUAUUAAGAUUAGUUCUUCUAUUAGCAAGGAUAGUAAAAUUGAAAAACCUACAAUCUAUCUCAUACUCCAUUAUUAGAUACUACAACGACCAAUUACGACUAGGAGUGCUUACUUGAAGCAUUCUUUUACUCAAAGUCACUGGACGAGCAUACGGUAUAAAGAUAGGUCGUUUAACAGUGAAGAUGUUACGACGAAGCCAUCUGGUUCUCUUGUUUCCGCACCUUGGUAGAAGUGUGCUUGGCGCUGUGCAGCAAAAGGAACAUGAAGGUCAACCUGAAGGACAGCAAGAUGUUGAACAUAAUAUCUCGAGCUCCGCAAGCGAUAAGGUACUCGAAUUGCAAAUGGAGGGGAAGCUUCCCUUGUUGGGUAUGCUUCAGCAGCUGUCACGCUGCAAUUUCCAGUCUACAAACAUUAAGGCUUUCGAUAUUUUUUAGCUACUCAUUCUUUCUGAUUGAUUCAUUCUCAUGGAACCCCCAGAGGCACCCGCGGGUGUCAUUUGCUUCAUCGUUUGCGUAGUCGUAGCGCCUGACCGUUGUGCUUCAGGCUUCCCGCGGGGUAAUUAAAUGGAACUAUAGCGGGAAACUGUAGACCCAGGCCCCCCCAAAAAAAUGAUGCCGCCGUGUUGACCAUGAUGAAUGAAUGAAUGAGCUCUCGAUUUGAUAGCAAUGCUUGCAACUCCAUUCAAUAAUACUCACAUUCAAAGAUGAGAUCAUUAGAUCAUAAUUACACAAUCAAUCUCGAUGAAGGCGAUUUCAUUAUUCCACCAUUUGUUCCAUUCUCUAAUGUGAGGUUGGCUCGGGAAGGUUUACCUUUGACGCGAGAGCUUGGCCGGAUCGCACGUCGGGAGGUUACAAGCUUAACCGACGUUGCUGACGAUCCACCCUAUUUGCGAGAGCAUCCAGAAAUCGUUCUAGAGGCUUUUUUGAACGGAGCGUGCGAGUGGAAAGACGUUCCGUCGCAGCUGAAGGAAGACCCGUCUUUUUUUACGUCCGCGCUGAGACGCACAGCGAAUGUGAACCGUAAUGGCAUUCGGCUGCAGGUGCGUCCCGCGUUGCUGAAAAUCAUGCAGAACAGCGCUAAGCCUGAGGAACUUGUGCCGAAGAAUCUGUGGCCGACGUUUUAUAUGGAAAUUCUGCGACACAACCAGAAGAAUAGGGAAAUUUUCACCUUAGCUACUAACCAAGAUCGGCAACGCGAAGUAGGCGGACAAGGUGCUGCACAAGUCGAAGCAUGGAAGAUCAUUGUGCAUCCAGCCAUUCCGAAUUGGCAGAGUUACAGCUGGAAGGACGUUCCCGCGAAGAUGAGGGCCCAUCCCGCUGUCAUCGAAGUCGCCACCAAGAACAUCAGAGAACUUCUGUCCUCCAACUACGAUGACCGCACGUCUUUCGAUUUGUUCGAAAGCUUGCUAAAAUCAGGAAUAGAUCUAGAUCCCUCUUUUCGAGGCUCUGCGCGGACGCCUCCCGCACUACUUUUUGCUGCAGUCACUUUGCCAUCAAAUGUGGAUCAAGGGGAACACGGAGCAGCGACCCAAUACUACAAAUACUUGGAGUGGCUGCUGGAAAAGGUCUUACAGUGGAAUUCUUAUGUGCGUCUCGACUUGUGGCCAAAGAUUGUUGACUUCGCACUGGAACAUGACCACUUAUUUGCAAUGGAACAUAGUACUACAAAAGCAGAUUAUAGUCAGAGUCGUGGGCACCUGCUCCAGCGCAUGCUUAUCGGCUUUGAAGCUUUUCUCAAGUUAUCUGGGUACAACGCUGCUGCUCCUGAAGAUGAGCUCCUGUGGCCAAGAGGAGCUGGGCUAUCGGCGCAACAACAGAAAGACCUUCGUGCCCUACGACGUUCUGACGAUCUUCAAGAGGACGAUCCAGCAGCUGCAGGUUAUCUUCCCGAUUUGGCGUUGAAAAUCCUCAAAGCGGCUUUCCAGCAUCCAGAAGUUCUGCGCGAAAUGAAUGAUAGCGAAUUUCCUGCGAUCUUGAAAUCUUACGAUACCCUUCCACCUCAGCUGCGAAACAAUUGCGAACUCUGUGCGUUGGCUCUUGUCGGAAGCAAAGUGACGACGAACGCCUUGACCCUUUCCUCUUGGGGUGAAAAGGUACCAAACGCCUGUAGGGAAAAUCCCGAGGUUAUAGCAGCAGCGGUCAGCGUCGGUAUAAUUCCAGUCGACAAGGGACUGUUCGAAAGUAUGAUUAAGAACAAGGUUCCUUCCAUAAACGGCGUAAUCCUACUCGCCGCGGCCAAGGUGGAGGCAAUUCACGAGAGGCGUGGAUCAAAGUAUCAUCCACACUUGGAGUUCCUGUUGGGCAAUAUUCAUAAGCUGAACCCCGACGCGGCCCACUCACGUGGUCUCCAGCUCCACCCAGGUCUUGUUGACCUGUGGCCAGCGUUGGUCGACUAUGCACUAAAGAACGACACGGAGAAGGGGCACUUAUUAAUGUGGAUGCUGGUUGGCUUGGAGCAUUUUGUGGAGCUUGAGAAGAGCUAUAAAAAUUGUCCCGGUUGUGCUUUGAAAAUCGUGAAGGAGGCCUUCCGACGCCCUCUAUUUUUUAGUGCCCUCGAAAAAUUUCCACCGAUUUUAAACUCCUACACGAGCCUUCCCUCUCACCUACGCGACGAUCCGGAGUUGUGCGCAUUGGCCAUUGAUGCUUGGAACGUUCCGGAAGUGCGGCAUCUGGCACUUCUUUCCUGGGAGGACGUUUCGCUCCCUUGCAGAAAAGACCAACGUGUCAUAAAAGCGGCUCUUACGCAAGCUGCGACGUAUGUUGCGGUGUCGCAGAUGUCGCAGGAGCCUACUUUUGUCUAUAAAGAAGCGGCUGGUCCUCGCGCAAGAACUGAUAAACCCGGCUUUUCGUUUUACCGAUUCUUUCAGGAGACUAUUUCUACUAACUCGUGGGAGGGUUUAACUUUGACGCUCCAUGAUGAAGAACAAGCAGAGACGAACGUCGAUAUCAUCAAGCUGGAUCCUGAUUCUGAACAAACGUGCGUCGAAGCACUGAAAGUCGGAAUCAUUCCCGACUACCCGUCUGCACCACGAGAGUGUCAACAGUAUCCGGCAGUACUCAGAGAGGGCAUUUUUCUAGAAGAAAGGCAGAGGAAGAGCCAGAAAUUGGCGCCAUCAGUUUCUACAGGUACAGUUAUGGCAGGAGCCAUGCGGCCUAUCAUUUGGUCGUUGCAUGUGCCAGAGCCUCUCCGCAGCGAUGAGAUGUUGCGUCGUCAAGCUGUGGCUACGGGAAUCCAGAUGCACGACAAUGAAAUGAUCUAUGAAGAUCAAGUUUCUGCAGCAAGUGCGAUGAAAGUGGACGCUGAACAAGGACCAGCAUCUUCUUCGAAGAGACGUACAAAGGGUUCAAGAAGUGCAUCUCCGUCUAUGAAGAAGCUCAAAGGUGAUCGUGUAAAGCCGAAUUCGAAAUCGAAGGAGAAUCAAGGCACUAAUCCUCAAACUGGUCUACCUCGUCAGACGAGUCGUAGUAAUUUCCUUGCAAGAACAAGCGGACACUCUGUCACUUCUGUCUCUGCUUCCUCAGGAUAAAUGCCAUAACGUCGUGGCAUGUUCUUCAAAUGAUUCUUUUUUACUACAGUGAUUUAGAUUUCCAUCAUUAGACAUUGCUUAGAAUGUUGUCUGUCGUGGUGACUGAGUAUAUUUAAAUAUCAUCUAGUACAGAAUGGAGUAGCGGCUGCGUCUGCAGUAAACAUUUCAAUAUACUAUAGAUUGACCCUAGUACCUUUCAUUUUCUUCAUCACUUAUUUUAUUGCUUUGAGUAUUAUCAUAACUUCCCCAUGUAGUUCUUGAAUCUGCAUUUGCACAAGCACAACGAACUCGUCUCUCAUUCGUCACGAUGACAGAGGGUUCUUUCCGCAGGUACGAUUUAUUAUGUUUUACAGAGGAUCUGAUUGGUCGUCAUUGUCGUGAACGUAAUUGUGAUGAAUAAUAAAAAAUGAUCAUGAUUGCCUUGUAUAAAUGCUAUGAUAGUUCCAAGAUUGAAAUUAAUAUUGUUCAUCAAAUCUUCGCCGCCUUUAUUCCAGCACUAUGUAUAAGAUAGAAGUAGGACGUGGACCAAAUUUGAUUAACGGGAUAGACAAGAGUAGGUGAUGAAAACCAUGUAGUAUGGGCUUCCAUGUUUAGUAGAGAAGUUAUACUUGCAAAAGCAAUAUGGUAGUAUCUUGGAGGCUAUAUAUUUAUAAUUACCUUACGGUCACGUCCGCUAGACUCGGACCACCGCGCAUCGCCACUUGAUUGCUUGAUUGUUCUUGCUAUUCUUGCUGAUCUUGUUGAACAGACUGACACUGACAGAUGAAUUAUGAAAAGGAUGAACUUGUAUUUCUUCUAAGUAGAUCAAGAUGUACAGCAUUCUGGUUGGAUUGAAAUGAUCUCCUAACGCAGGAACAAAUGUUGAAGGGCAGGAACAAAUGUCUAAGGGUUGUUUAGCUUGAUUAAUUAAUGUUCUUCUUGAGUUCGUGUGUCCUCUGAGAAGUCGAAUCUGAAU
This is a messenger RNA of Amoebophrya sp. A25, 5054 nucleotides long. The record is from the annotation of a GenBank genome assembly. Lineage: Eukaryota; Dinophyceae; Syndiniales; Amoebophryaceae.